GGAGUACAAGAAUGGCCUGGCGGAUGCUGCGAAGAAAGGAUGUCCAAGCAGGCCUGGUGAAGCUGGCAUUCCGCACAGAUCACGGCGGAACGAAGCAUUUCUCCAGCGCAAAUCUGGGGAAGCUGACGCAGUUUGUCCAUACCAGUAGACUCCAAGGUGUUGCUGAUUGUAAGAUCUUUCAACACUACACUGUCAGGAAUUUUCAUGCAGGUGUGUAUAUGCUAGCAUGGAGCCGGAAAAAGGAGGAUGUUGUAGGGUUAAAAGCACCAAAAAAGGAGAAGCGGGUGAAGAGAGAACCUAGGACUCAAGCUCCUGUAGAAGCGCCAUAUGUUGCACCAAAACCGAAGAUCACCAUUAAAUCAUCACCAGAUAAAAUUGUUGAAAUCUUUGAUGGGAUGACAUUGCAUGACCUAUCUAGACGAUCCGGUGCAUCUAUUAGUGCACUUCAAAGCAUACUUGCAGAUCUUGGUGAAAGGGUUGAAUCAGAAUUUGACACUAUCAGCAUUGAUCUUGCUGAGUUAGUUGCUAUGGAAAUUGGUGUUAAUAUCAGAAGAAUGCACACAGGUGAAGGUGUGGCCGAACCACGGCCUGCUGUUGUAACAGUUAUGGGUCAUGUUGAUCAUGGUAAAACAUCGCUUCUGGAUUCCCUACGGCAAACAUCUGUUGCAGCUAAGGAAGCUGGCGGGAUCACUCAGCAUAUAGGUGCCUUCGUUGUUGAGAUGCAAUCUGGAGCCUCUAUCACAUUUCUUGAUACACCAGGGCAUGCUGCAUUUAGUGCUAUGCGGGCCAGAGGUGCAGCUGUUACAGAUAUUGUAGUGCUUGUGGUUGCAGCAGAUGACGGUGUGAUGCCUCAAACCCUUGAAGCUAUUUCGCAUGCAAAGGUAGCAAAUGUUCCCAUUGUAGUUGCCAUAAACAAAUGUGACAAAUCUGGAGCUGAUCCUGAGAGGGUCAGAAUUCAGCUUGGUUCGGAAGGGUUGCUUUUGGAGGAUAUGGGUGGUGAUGUACAGGUUGUUGAAAUUUCUGCAUUAUCAAAACUUGGUUUGGAUAAACUGGAAGAGGCUUUAUUUCUUCAGGCUGAUAUGAUGGACCUAAAAGCCAGAACAGACGGGCCUGCUCAAGCUUUUGUGGUGGAGGCAAGGGUGGACAGGGGCAGGGGACCACUUGCAACAGCUAUAGUUAAGUCUGGCACAUUAGUUAGUGGGCAAUACAUUGUUGUGGGGGCAGAGUGGGGAAGAAUUAGAUCACUUAGAGACACCGCAGGGAAAGUAACAGAGUCUGCAAAACCCGCAAUGCCUAUUGAGAUUGAGGGGCUAAGGGGCCUUCCAAUGGCUGGGGAUGAUGUAGUGGUUGUUGACUCGGAGGAAAGGGCGAGAAUGCUUAGUCAAGGGCGGAAGAAGAAACAGGAGAAAGAUAGGCUUCGGAAGAUUGAUGAGGACAUGACAGAGGAGGCAGAAAUUGCAGAUGAGACUCCUGAAAGAGUUGAGAUGCCCAUUAUUGUCAAAGCUGAUGUGCAGGGUAGUGUUCAAGCAGUUACAGAUGCCUUAAGAAGUCUUAAUAGUCCACAGGUGUUUGUGAAUAUUGUUCAUGUUGGUGUCGGCCCAGUAAGUGAACAUGACAUUGAUCUGGCGCAAGCAUGCCGAGCAUACAUAGUUGGUUUCAACGUUCGCAAUCCACCGAGUGCAAUCACUCAAGGAGCAACACAAGCCAACAUAAAGAUUUUGCUGCACAAGGUGAUUUACCAUCUCCUUGAGGAAAUGGGAAGGCUGAUUGUGGAAAAGGCACCAGGGACUGCUGAAACCCAAAUUUCAGGGGAGGCUGAGGUUUUGAACAUAUUCGAGCUGAAAGGACGUAGCAAGUCAAAAGGGCCAGACAUCAAGAUUGCUGGUUGCCGGAUAACAGAUGGGCACUUCAGCAGAUCCGGAACCAUGAGACUGUUGAGAAGCGGAGAUGUUGUCUUUGAAGGUCCAUGCGCUUCUCUGAAGCGAGAGAAGCAGGAUGCUGACACGCUCGACAAGGGUGACUGUGGAUUGGUGAUAGAGGAUUGCGAUGACUUCCAGGUUGGGGAUACCAUCCAGUGUUUGGAACAGGUGAUGAGGAAACCCAAGUUCAUAUCAACACAAAGCGGCGCAGUUCGUAUAGAGUGCUGAUUGAGAAUAAUUGUUUGGUGCUGGCAUGAUCCAUUGCUGUGAAUUUAACCAUUCGUUUUGAACUGACCAAAAUUUUGGAUAUAUAGCGAGAUAAAAACCAGGUUGUCAUUGUGUAUGAUGACUGUUUGCAAGUUGCAACAUCCAACACAUUUCAAUGUUCUUUUUUGUUGUUGUGGGGAACCUUUCAAUGCUGACCUAGAAAAAAAAUCAUCUCCUGGAGAUGCUUUAAGCACUGUAACGCUGUGUGAGAUGCCUACGUGAGAAAUGAUGUUGGAGUUGUAUAUUCCUGAAAUUUUCAUAUGUUCUGUAGGCAAAGUGCAGGGGAGGCUAAUUACUUUAGACAAACAGAACAAAUGUGUGAAAUAAAUCAUGGACAUAGUUUUGUUGUAUCUUGUGCGCCUAUAAAGUUUCAUCUAGAAAUUACAAUGUGUGACAUUCACAAAAAGAACAAAUAAUGUAUACUAUUCACUUAUGUUUUUUUC
Messenger RNA from Lolium rigidum, 2629 nucleotides. RefSeq names its product translation initiation factor IF-2-like. The coding region runs from base 12 to 2147 and encodes 711 amino acids. The record is from RefSeq and is a predicted model, not a curated record. Gene Ontology annotation, molecular function: GTPase activity; GTP binding; translation initiation factor activity. The transcript is spliced from 7 exons. Gene Ontology annotation, biological process: translational initiation. NCBI's taxonomy places the organism in Eukaryota, Viridiplantae, Streptophyta, Magnoliopsida, Poales, Poaceae.